CCGGGUCUACGCUCCCUGGAGAACCUCUGUAAAACCAUGGAAAAAAUUGUGAAGCUGCAGAAAGCCAACAAGGAAUUCCAACAUGAACAACAAGUAUUGGAAUGUCGAGUCCGGACCUUGGAGAGCUGGGUCUGCACCUUAGAACAAGAGAAGCGAGUGAAUCCAGUGAGUGUUGAGGCGGCUCUGGAUGAGGCUUCUGGAGGAUGCAGUCAAACUACUUCAGGCGGCAGCAUCCUUGAGAAGAAAAGAAAAGAAGAGGCACAGCAGCCAGCAUCCCGCCCCAUGCCAGGACCCGGACUACACUACCUGGAGAACCUCUGUAAAACCAUGGAGAAAAUUGCCAAACUUCAAAAAGCCAACCUGGAAAUUCACCAUAAAUGUCUAAUACUGGAGUGCCGAGUCUGUACCCUGGAAGAAGAGAAAAAAGUCCAAUCCCUCUGGGGAAGAUUGAAGGGGCUGUUUAUGAAAAGGAGAAGGGGAUCUUUAAAGCCUGAAGAAGUCAUCCAAGUCACAGUGACAAGUCACACCAGUAGUGACACCUCAUCCCAAAGCAGGAACAGUUG
Messenger RNA from Thamnophis sirtalis, 563 nucleotides. Lineage: Eukaryota; Metazoa; Chordata; Lepidosauria; Squamata; Natricidae. The record is from RefSeq and is a predicted model, not a curated record.